This is a messenger RNA of Chenopodium quinoa (quinoa), 3811 nucleotides long. RefSeq names its product protein FAR1-RELATED SEQUENCE 5-like. The record is from RefSeq and is a predicted model, not a curated record. The transcript has 6 exons. Gene Ontology annotation, biological process: regulation of DNA-templated transcription. Lineage: Eukaryota; Viridiplantae; Streptophyta; Magnoliopsida; Caryophyllales; Amaranthaceae. Bases 998 to 3811 code for a protein of 937 amino acids. Gene Ontology annotation, molecular function: zinc ion binding.
AUACAGGCCUUGAAUUCAGUGAAAAUUUUACCCUACACCCUAGUGUAGGGUGUGUUCCCUACACCCCCCCUAUGCUACGUCGUUUUGUAGCUGGUAUUGAGUUCCCUUUUGCGAUUCUUUCCUUUUUUUUUUUUUUUUUUUCCUUUUUUUCUUUUUUUCUUUUCUUCCUCUUUUUUCCUUUUUCCUUUGAUUCUUAUUAUUCAAUUUAUGUAUAUAUAUGAUUUUAAACCCUAUUUUUUCUCUCUCUUCAAUUGAUCAACCAACCUCCAUUUUUGAUCUACAUUUUUCUCUCGCUAAUUCAUCUUCUUCAUUUGAUUUUUUGAACGAAUUCGUUAAUUGUUACCGAUCAUCAAUGGCGAAUUCUGCAUCUGGAGAUUGCGUUGAUUUUGAUCGCGAUUGCGAGCGUGUGUUUCCUUCUGGACUUCGUUUCGUUGAUUCGUUUGUGCAACAAUGUGAGUAAUUGUGAUCAUAAUUUUUCAAUUUUUAAUUAUCCCUAAUUUGUUCUGUUAUAAUGCUCUGUUAAUUUGAACUUAAUUGAUGUAUUAUUAUUCACUUUCGAUUUUUGAAUUUACUACUUUGAUUACAUUAUGAUGAACGUUUUUGGAUUGUUGUACUUUGUAUGAACAUUUUGUUGCUUCAUUUGUUGUUUCAUUUGUUGUUUUCUCUGUGUUUUAGAAUUGUGUGUUUUUGUCGUAUAUUUUGUAGAUUAUACUUUCAAUUAAUCGUUUAUGUUUUCUUAUUCAUUGUUACUAAUGUGUUUAUGUUCAGUCUUAAAGUCAUUUUUGAUCAUUUAUUUUUACAUUUUUAUAUCGAUAUUAUGUGUAGUGGUAAAUAAUGAAAAUAUUGUUCAAAAUAUUAUGUGCUGAAAUUCUUUUUGCAAUUGAUCAUGUGCUGUUUUGAUAUUGAACAUUUUACUUAUUUGUUAUUGUUCAUUCAUGAAACUCUUUAUGAUCAUUUAUAAUUGUAUAUUGUGCAGUGGAAAAAAAAUGAUGAUAUUAUGUAUUUAGAAGCAGAACAGUCUGAAUUAAAGGAUAAAGAAUUUAAAUCUGAAGAUGAAGCUUUCGAAGCGUAUAAUGAAUAUGCUUUUAGGAAAGGUUUUGGAAUUCGAAUUGGGAAGAGUAAGAGAAGAAGAGAUGAUUCUUUUUUGAUGAAAAGAUUUGUUUGUUGUAAUGAGGGAUUCAAAGAUAAUAAGUGUAAGAAUAAAAGGAUUUAUGAGAAGUUGGAUCAUCGAACUGGUUGUUUAGCUUUUGUGCAGUUUCAUAUUGAUCAUUUAGGGGUCUAUACAUGUACAAGACAUGAAAUGGUUCAUAAUCAUGCUAUGAUUCCUCCUGAAAAAAGGCAUUUGAUAAGGUCUCAAAGAGAUGUGAAUAAAGAGCAGCUUCUUUUCAUUUCAACAAUGAAAUUGAGUGGAGUCAAAGUUACUGAUUCUUUGAGGGUUCUAAAGAAGGAGGUUGGGGGAUCUCCUAAUCUUUGUUUUACUGCUUCUGAUGCUUAUAAUGCAUUGUCAUCUGAAAAAGCUGCCCAAAUUGAAGGAUGUGAUGGUAACCAAUUGAUUAAAUAUUUUGCCAAGAGACAUGUGGAUGAGACAGAUUUUUAUUAUGAUUUUGAACAAGAUGAUAGUGGUGCUUUAGUUAGUUUUUUUUGGCGUGAUGGUAGGAUGAUGAGAGAUUAUCAUUACUUUGGAGAUUUGUUGGUUUUUGAUACAACUUAUAGAACUAAUAAAUAUAGAAUGAUAUGUGCUCCAUUUGUUGGGAUGAACCAUCAUGGUAACAAUGUCAUGUUUGGUAUGGGUUUUAUUCUUAAUGAGCGCACCGAGUCUUUUGAUUGGUUGUUUGAUACAUUUUUGCACUCAAUGGGGAGGAAAAGUCCCAUUACAAUUAUGACUGAUCAAGCACAAGCGAUUGCAGCGGGUAUAAGAAACAUUUUUCCUUCAACUGUUCAUCAUCGUUUAUGUGUAUGGCAUCUUGAACAAAAUUCUAAGAAACACAUUGGAGCAUUGAGAGCUUUGGAAGGCUUUACAGAUUUGUUUGGAUAUCUUUUGAAGUAUUGUGAAACUCCUGCUGAAUUUGAAUAUUUCUGGAAAAGGAUGUGUGAUAAAUACAAAUGUGAAAAUGAUGAUUGGUUAUGUGAUUUGUAUAAAAUAAAGGAAAUGUGGUGUCCUGCUUAUUCUAAGAAGUAUUGGUCUGGUGGUAUAUUGUCUUCUCAACGUAGUGAAACUACUAAUAAGUCAGUUUCACAACGUCUUAAUAAGACUCAAGGUUUAUGUGAUUUUUAUCAUGUUUUUCUUGAUGUCAUUUCUGAGUGGAGAAGUAAGGAAGGUGCAAGAGAUUACAAUACUCUGAGGGGUAAUAGGCACCUAGCUUUUGCUAAUAUUGGUAUAUUAGUUCAUGCAAGAUCAUUGUACACUAUUCAAGCUUAUGUUCUUUUUGAAGAGGAGUUCAUUAGGGGGACAGCUUAUGAUCAUGUUGAUAAUGGUUUGCGUUUUCCAGAAUAUUCAUAUCUUCUUUGGAGGCCUGGGAAGGAUAUAAUUAAGCAUGAAGUUGUUUUUAAUAAGGAAACACAUGCAAUUUGUUGCACAUGCAUGUACUUUAGUGAGACUGGUUUACUUUGUUCUCAUUCUCUUCGAGUAUAUCAUUUGCAUUGUGUGCGUAAUAUUCCACAAGAGUAUAUAAUGAAACGAUGGACAAAGGCUGCCAUGUGUAGUCAUGGUAUUGAAGAACCUAUUUUGAGGACAAAUGUUGUGGCUACUAGUGUUUGGAGGUCACAAACAAUCAGAAAGUUUGUUAAGUUGAUAACAAGUUGUCAGAAUUCUUUGAAUGCAAGGGCAGAGGUUGAGUGUUAUUUCAAUCUGUUAAAAGAAAAGGUUGAGAGUGUAUCAGGUGUAAUUGACUUUAGUGAACCUGUUAAAGAGGUUGAAAUUGUUGAUCUUGAGAUCAAGAAUCCUCCAAAAGCUAGGCCUAAAGGUGAGAGGAAUGUAAGGCCUAAGAGUACCUUGGAGAAGCAGUGUAACAAGGCAAAGGGUAAUUUCAAGAGGAAAAAGUCUCUGUACACUCCUUACAAAAGGGGUAUAGGGCAAGCAGUUGUACAGGAACUUGAUGAGAACGGUUGUGCUGUUACUUAUGCUAAUUCUAUUAGUGAUCCCAUUGAAUUGAUUGUUUUGAGCAAUAAACGGGCUCAGGUCGGCUUAAAAUCAGCUGUUGUAGAAGAAAUUCCUUCUAGUUCUAAGGAAUCAAAUCAUAGUAUUUCCAAUGAUUUUGAUCAGGCUACUGGUGAAAGCUCUCUUUCAUCUAUCAUAUCUAUUGAUGUUGAUAUUUCAUCUAUUGCUAAGGCGAAGGAUUUAAAUCUUGAAGGUGUUUCUGCUGUUCAACCUUGUUCUAAUUUUGGUGCAAAUAAAGGUGCUUCUGGUGUUAAAACUUACUCUCAAAUUAAUCCAAGAGUUCCAAUUCAUACUAGUGCGUCAACAAAAUCUCCUGUUGUUAUUCAACCUACUGUUCCCAGGAAUGUUCAAAAUCAAACUCAGAAUUGUUCAAACACCAAUCCAGAAAUGAUCAUAUCCAACUCCAGGAAUGUUCAAUCAACAAAUGUUCAAGUUAUUUCUCCUACGGUUCAAAUAAAUGAUCAAGGAUUUCCUGUUCAGAAUGUUCAAGUUACUCCUCCCACAGUUCAAAGAAAUGAUCAAGGUGCUCGUGUUCCAAUUCUUCAAUCAAGAAAUGUUCAAUUAGGUUCUAAAAAGAUUUCUUCUAAAUAUGAUAGGUUGUUAUCCUUUUUUGAUACAAGUGUAGCUAAACGUUUGGCUAAUAAAGAUAAAUAA